AUGUAGAAUUCGGCUUCCAAAGAUCACUCAAGGAGAGUACCACCAUAGAUUAGAACUCAAGGUGACGACUUUAGUGAACAUUCUAGCUUAGUGAAUAACAAAGUCUUCCUCAAGGACUAUGAUAUCGAAUAGAAUGAACACUUUGUGAAAUAUGUGUUUAUUCCCUACUUUAAAGAUAUAUUCAAAGAUUUAGCAGAGAGAUCGGAUAAAAAAGCUAAAGGAAUAAACCAUAUUGCUUUUAUAGAGUAUGUGAAUUUGCCCGGAAUUUUGAGUGAGAGGUUCUUUAAGAUUAUGGAUGAAAAUAAUGACGAGUAUAUUGACUAGAAGGAGUUUAUGAAAGCCAUGUUCAAGGUUUACUAUUCUCAACUUGAAACGAAGUUUAAGCUUGUGUUUGAUAUGUACGACUUUGAUCAAGAUGGUGAGAUAUCUAAAGAAGACAUACAUUUACAUAAUAACUAAAGCAGCACCUAGGAGGAAGGCUCAUUUACUAAAGAUGGAGGUGGGCUAGAUUAGUUUUAACAUCGUGUUGAAAGUCAAAAGCAAAUCAGGCUGUUCUUAGAAGACAUUUUUAAAGCUGCUGGUAAAGAUAAAAUCAACAUCGAUGACUUCAUAAAAUUAAAUCAAAGCAUUUCUUCAGAGAUGUUCUUAUCUAUCAUGAUUUUGUUCCAUGAAAAACUUCCUUGCUCCGAGAAUUUCUUUAGAUAUUUCAAAAACUACGACAAAUACAUGGAAGAUAAGGUCAAGGCAGGCACAGCCGGUGAGGAAUAAAUGCAAGAUGUGGGCGACCAACCAAAUAUGAUAUCUCAGCUUGCAAAGUCUCCAGUUAGGCAGAUUGAAUCUCCCAAAUAUGGACUUGGCCUAUCUGUUAUUGAUAAAUUUAUGACCUAGCAUUCACCUCUUGGCAGUCCCUAAGCUUUAUCACCAACAGGAUAGAAAAUGGUAUUUAAUAUCGAUACCAAGAGCUAAUAAUUGAUGCUCUAAAAUGCAGCAACCAACCUAAAGGAGAAUUUACAAAUGCAAGUAGAUGAGUAGUAAGAAGGGUAUGAUUAGUUCCUUGAUCACUCAUCUCCCAAAACAAUAAUCCAGAACAUACCUAUUUAAUAGUUCAAGUAAAAUCACAUUCAAAUGAUCGAUGGCAAGCUAUCAAAGCAAGAAGAAGAAAAAAAGGCAGCCAGUAGGGAACCCACUUCACCUCUGCUGUUUUCAGAUGCAUUGAGACUUCCCAAUGUAUCUCUAUAGAAAUCAAUUAACAGACAUAAUCCAUUGGAUGACGGCUAUGCUUCCCCAACCAAUAUUUUGAAUAGUAAUUCCCAAGUCUAUGAUAACCUAAAGCUGACAUCAAACGACGAGUAGUUUAUAUAAUACGAAGGUGAAUUAUUUAGAAAAGCUGCUGAGGGCAAACUUAAAAGAUACUGGUAUUGUCUACUUGGAAAAGAGUUCUACUGCUACAAGAAAAAAGAUGAUGAAAGGCAUAAGGAUAUGCACAGUUUGGUUGGAGUUUUUAUUAAGAGCGACAAAGAAGAAUAACUAGAUAACUCUACUGCGCUAAUAUAUCCCUUUAAGAUCAUAUUCCCAAUGAAUAAGGUUAGAGUUUACUACUGUAGAAACAGAGACGAGAGAAGUAAGUGGCUUCAUCACUUGAAAUAGGCCAUGGGAUACUCGUAAAUCGAAGACUUUUAUGAAAUUCAAGAGGAUUUGGGUAAAGGUAAGUUUGGUUAAGUCAAACUCGCUAAACAUAUCAAAACUGGCAACAAAGUUGCUAUCAAAGUCAUAAAGAAAAAACACAUGAGUCUCAAGGAGUUGGAAUUGUAAAAGAGAGAGAUAGAAGUCUUGAAGAUCUGCUAGCACCCUAACAUCAUCAGACUAAUUGACGUGUUUGAGAAUCCAGAUUAUAUUUAUAUAGUCUUGGAACAUUGCUCGGGUGGUGAUUUAUUCUAGUACUUGGACAAAAGGGACUUUAAAAUCACUGAGGACAGAGCCAGACAGAUAGUCCAUUAACUUGCAGCUUCACUUUACUACUUGCAUAGUUACGGUAUUGCUCAUAGAGAUCUCAAACUUGAAAAUAUUCUAAUGGUCAAUUAGUCUGAUGACUCUCCUUUGAAACUUGUUGACUUUGGUCUAUCAAAGAUGAUUGGACCAAGUGAGACUUCCACGGACCCAUUCGGUACUUUGUCUUAUGUUGCGCCAGAAGUUCUUAUUUAAAGACCAUAUGGAAAAAAUGUUGAUCUUUGGUCACUUGGAGUAAUCUAGUAUGUUCUCCUCAGUGGAAUGCUACCCUUCGACUCUGAAGACAACAAAGAGACAGCCAGACAAACAAUCUACGACCCAGUGCCUUUCGAUCAUCAAGUGUGGAAGUACGUCUCAGACGAGUCCAAAGACCUCAUUCUAAGACUACUAGAAAAAGAUAGGUUUAAGCGUAUUUCACUCGAAGAGGUGUUGGCACACCCUUGGAUCUGCAAAAGAAGCAAAGAUAUUUAGGAGAUUAGGAUGAACGUUGACUUGAUUGAGUAGUUCGAGGCUUUUUCAACCACUGACUACAAGAGUCCAAAAAAUAAACCUUGA
Stylonychia lemnae is the source of this 2562-nucleotide messenger RNA. Lineage: Eukaryota; Ciliophora; Spirotrichea; Sporadotrichida; Oxytrichidae. The record is from the annotation of a GenBank genome assembly.